This is a messenger RNA of Mesorhabditis spiculigera, 261 nucleotides long. The record is from the annotation of a GenBank genome assembly. Lineage: Eukaryota; Metazoa; Nematoda; Chromadorea; Rhabditida; Rhabditidae.
AUGCGGCUGAUCAGCGCCGGGGUGGUGGACAUGGGCGUCGGGCUGCCCGCCCUGAAAAGAAAACCCAAAAAACCGCGAAUCAUGGAAAUGAACGCCGAGCUGAACACGACUACAGACUACAACAAUGACGUCGUACUGGAUAGUUUUCCGCCCUCCACCUCCAACCAGCCAGACGGAUCGAUAAGUGAGGGAGAAGCCGCGCCACCGCCCCCUCCACUCCGCUCAAUCCACCCGCUCGCCAUACCGAAUUCCCGACGGAAA